Messenger RNA from Coregonus clupeaformis (lake whitefish), 2493 nucleotides. RefSeq names its product rab GTPase-binding effector protein 2. NCBI's taxonomy places the organism in Eukaryota, Metazoa, Chordata, Actinopteri, Salmoniformes, Salmonidae. Bases 176 to 1594 code for a protein of 472 amino acids. Gene Ontology annotation, molecular function: growth factor activity; GTPase activator activity. Gene Ontology annotation, biological process: endocytosis. The record is from RefSeq and is a predicted model, not a curated record. Gene Ontology annotation, cellular component: intracellular membrane-bounded organelle. The transcript is spliced from 12 exons.
UAUCCGCAGGGUUAAACCGGGGAAAGUUAUUUCCUGAAGUUGACCAGGAGUGAAUAAGUCCUAAUUUGAGCUCUCACACCAACCCAACCCUAAACAAACACACAUACAGUAGAUGGUUUUCACGACUAAGACAUUUGGUGCCAUUACAGAAUAGCUCGGACACAAAUGAUUGAUAAUGGAACCGUCAGAGAAAUCUCAGAAUGACGACACUGAUGCAAUGGAGAGCUUGCAGGCCCAGCUAGCAGAUUGCCGAGCGCAGCUGGAGCACUGGCAGGGCGUGGCGACGAUCUGCGAACUAAGCAAACAGGAGGAGCUGGGAGAGCUGCAGAGACAGUGUGACCAGGAGAUCCAGUCUCUUCAGGAGGCCCUCAGAGAGACUGCUUCUCAGUAUGAGGCUAGAAUAUCUACUCUGCAGUCUGAGCGUGCCCAGUGGAGGAGAGCCAGUGUGCAGUCUCAGGGCAGUGUAAAGAAGGACAGGUUGGAGGCAGGAGGUAUGCAGUGCGAGGGCCAGUCGACAGACUCUCCCACCAAUAGCCUCAGAGAGCCAGGAACGGAUGGAUGGGAUAGCCAACCAGCGGAGGCUGAGGGGCCGGCGGAGGGUGAAGGGGCGGGGCUGGAGGGCUAUUUCUCCCAGAACUGUGACUCCGCUUCUUUCUCCUCCUUCUCCUUGGACACCCCCUCACUGCCCCGCCGCCCACCCCCCCAGGAAGACACCGCCUCCCUGGUCUCCACGGGAACCCUGGUGCCUGAGGCCAUCUACCUGCCCCCGCCCGGCCACCAUCUGGUCACACACACCGAAUGGGACUCGCUUAACACACAGGUUGUGGAGCUGGAGGGAGAGCUGAGUCGACUGAGGGAAGAGAGGACAGAGCUGGAGAGCGAGCUGGACACACAGACUACUGAGACACACAAACACGUCUCAGUUCUCCAGUCUCAGGUUCAGACCUCAGAGGCGCUCCUACAGGAGCUGCAGAAAUCUUUCAACCAAUCACAGAAUGCCGUCCAUAGCAGGCUGGCGGAGCUGUCUCUCUCUCAGAGGAGGGUGUGUAGCGAGCUGUCCAGGCUAAAAGGGGAGGAGACGGAUGGGGCAGGGGACGCCAACACACCACUUGGUCCUACACUACAGGGGGCACACAGUGAGGAGAGGCUGCGUAUCGAGAUCGUCAACCUGAAGGAACAACUGGAGACCCAUGUGGAGGAGAGCGAAGUUUUACAAGUGCAGCUGUCCAGUCUGAAGACAGAGAUGGAGCGGGUCCAGUGUCAGAAGGAGAAGCUGCAGUUGGAGCUACAGACCUGUCGCACCGAGCUACAAGGCCUCAGGGUGGCGCUCUCACACCUACAGGGAGACAGCAAGACUCUCAGCCAUGACAAGGCGUCCCUCCAGCAACAGUGUUUGGAGCUGCGUAGCAAGAUCAUCAGUAUGCGUUCUCAGAUGGACACCAGCCAGACGGUGCAGAGGGACUUUGUCCAGCUUUCACAGUCACUGCAGGUGAAGCUGGAGUUGAUUCGUCAGGCUGAAACUCUGGACCAGGUCAGGGAUAUCUUGGAGGAGGGGCUUCCUGAAGAGGGUGCCCUGCCCACUGAUGCCACGUGAGCCUAUCAGAGCAGCACAACAGAGCCAAAGCGACGGGAGAAACAGAAAGUAUUCCCAGGGUGACCAAUAAGAUCGAGGCUGGACAUGAAGUACAACAGUAACCAUGGAGAAAGAUUGACCACUAUCAUGACUAUCCCCACGUUGAAGAGGAGCGGGCUGAGCAAGGUGCUGUGCAUAAUCACUGAUAUACAAAUCACCUUGCAUUCCAGACACUCCUUAUGAGAUUCAGAUCUGUGCUGGCCUUGCUCAGGCCAAUCCUCUCCAACAUUGGGAAUCACUGCCUCAGCUUGUAUUGUGACUUGGAAUAUUUGUACUUUGGAGUUGUUCAAAUUCUUUCCAUAUUUGGGAGUUUUUUAAAUUUAAUUGAUCAUGUUCAAUGACCAAACACUCAUUCUAUGACCAAACUUAACCCCCUUUUUUAACUGGACUCAUUGAGAUAACUUUAAUAUUGAUAUUGAAGUUCCUGACUCGACAUUCCCGACAGUCAGAUGUGAUGAGAAACACUCCAUUACUGCUUUAGUGGAAGUCACUCAAAUGCACUAUGUUGAAAAAAGGCCAGUAUCUACUGUACGUUAUACCGUUUUAUGAUACUUCUGACGCAUGGAAAUAUACAUAUUCACACUCACCCACCUCUCAGGACCAGCGGGCAACACACACACUUUGCUUGACUUCCAAUCAUUGAUCUAAAAGCACUGCCCUUGUUGAUACCAGCGUGUAACACUAAAAACCCUGUUCCCAACCACUCCAGUGACACAAUUACCUUCAUACCUUUUUAGACUUUACCACUUUUGUAAAUGAAGAAUAAGAGAUAAGAAACUUAUAAAAGAAUGUGAAUGAAUUUGGCAUUCUCUCUUGUUGAUACUAAUUGCCUUAAUAUAUAAAUAUACAUUGAAAGACUA